Molecule: messenger RNA, 918 nt
Organism: Peronospora farinosa
Lineage: Eukaryota; Oomycota; Peronosporomycetes; Peronosporales; Peronosporaceae
Source: the annotation of a GenBank genome assembly
AUGAAGCUCGUUGAAAUUGUCGCUUCCGAUGAGAUUGAUUCUACGGCACGUGAAGCCCAACAGCGCUUCGUGGCGUUGGAAUUUCCUGCACAGUUUGGUUCCAAGGUCAUGAAGCACCUUUUGAUGAAUUUUCAAUCUCUAUCGGAGCUCGGGUUUGGUCACCUGAAACGAUUAAAAAAGCAUCCAGAAAUCCCGCAAACUCUUGUGGCACUCGUUUGUCCUUUGGAUUGUAAUGAUCAAAGCAUUGAAACACCUUGUCAAAAGUUGCAAGAGAUGGAAACAAUGUAUCAAGCUCGUCUCACGACAGCGAGUGCUCUACGACUGGCACCGUGCACUCGUGAACUGUUUGAGAAAUACACAAAGCAGUGGCCACUGAUCUUCCAUGCUAGUGUUGAGGAAGCUGCGACGUUGUCGGAAAUUGAAGAAGGGGAGAUGGAAAACAUGAUGAAACGUUUGAGUCUGGCAGUGGAUCUUGGAGAAAAGUUGAGGGAAGAGGAACAGCAGACUUUGAGUUGUGCGUCUGUCUGUGUAGUGGUGGAUCCAGAAGUAGACGAGCUCGUUGCUACAUCGGAAGUGAGUGCUGAGAUGCAAUGUAAAUAUAAGUUUAGGACGCUGUAUCAUCCUGUGAUGGUGUCGAUUGAUGCUGUUGCAGAGCGUGAUCGACGACAAGGAGAAGCGUUGGAUGGGGAGACGGCUCACAAGAAGCAAAAGUGCAUUGAUGGAGACGCUACAGCGAAUUUGAAGAAGGACGAAAGGAGGCAGAGGCAAUCCUACUUGUGCACGGGGUAUGAUGUGUACCUUGAUCGUGAACCGUGCGCUAUGUGCGCUAUGGCCUUGCUGCACACCAUAAAGUCGCUGAACCACCACUACCGUGUCUUUCAACUGGCAGCUUCGUCUGAAAAGGAGGCGAUGGAAUAG